Molecule: messenger RNA, 4406 nt
Organism: Biomphalaria glabrata
Lineage: Eukaryota; Metazoa; Mollusca; Gastropoda; Planorbidae
Exons: 11
Coding region: 286-1467 (393 amino acids)
Molecular function (GO): protein binding
Source: RefSeq, a predicted model, not a curated record
CUGUCUUUAAGUAUUGAUUUCUUUUAUUCAAUAAUAUCAUACUUGAUAAUUUAGUUAUGAUUAUUGAGUGCGUAUGUCUAGAUAGAUCUUGUUCUUAAUGUGCAUAGACUAUCAAUUAAUAAUUUUAAAUUAUUUAGGAACUCAUUUUUGUUAGAUCUUUUUUUAAAAAGUUAAUCAAUGUUAAGCAGCCUCGAUUUCAGUUAGUUUACAUGACGGCAAGGAAACGGUAACAUGUCUACCAUUCAUGGAAAAUUCGAAUAAUAGAUUUACACUUGUUCUGCAACAAUGAGCGGAGACUCGGCAGACGUUAUUCCUGAUUACUUACAUCUGCAUCUUAAAGAUGACAGUCAGGGUGAUAUUGCCAGUGAAUUCAGCUCAAUUAGUAGGAGAAGUAGUACAUUCACUGGAUUUAGUAGUCAAGGCUCGUAUUACAAACGGGGCAGAACAGGCCCAUACUUAGAGGGCAAUUUACGCCUUUUAGAAACAAUAAACAGCAAAUCAAUGGAAAGAGAGUUCAACUCUGAUGUCAUGUGUUGUCGAUUCAAUCAUGAUGGCAGUCAUUUGGCAGUGGGGUUGUGUGAUGGCACUAUUAAGAUCUUCAAUGCACUGAGCGGCCAACAGCUGUACACAUUAUCUGAUGAGGACACCAAUAAAUGUCGGCUUCCUGUCACACAGAUUCGUUUCCAGCCUUUUGCAGAAGGAGGAAAAUCAGAAUACACGCACAUCAUCAUAGCAACAUAUGCAUCAGGGCACAUCAAGUUCUGGCACUACACUUCAGGAAUGUGUUUGUCCACAAUCAAUGAAGUCAGACAAAUUCUAGCGCUGACUGUCAACCCUGAAGGCACUCACAUUCUAACAGCUGGAGCUGAGCCGCAGAUUAACAUGUACGACCUGGAGACCAGAAAGAAAGUCGCAACAAUGGAGCCUAGCGAUGGUUAUGACAUCAUGGAUGGCCACAGGUUCAGAGUGUUUGCCCUCCAGUAUAAUCCAAACCAUCCACAUAUAUUUAUUUCUGGAGGCUGGGAUGACACUGUACAGUAUUGGGAUGACAGAAAAACUCAUUCAGUCAAGAAAUUUACUGGACCACACUUGUGUGGUGAUGCCCUUGACAUUGACCCAAUUCACAACCACAUUCUGACUGGAUCAUGGAGAAAAAGUCAUGUGCUCCAGAUCUGGGAUUUUGCUUCAGCUGUGAAAAUCAAAGAUGUUCCCCAGGAUGCAUUAAAUCAUAGUCAGCUCUAUUGUGCACAGUGGCUUGGAAGAGACAGCAUUAUUUGUGGAGGUACUAAUCAGAACAUGGCCAGAAUUAUAGACAGAGGAACACUGAAUACUACAGGUCAACUGGUUGAUUUACCCCAAGGAGUGUACUGCAUUGACAAUGACAGGCAAGGGACAACACCCAAGAUUGCUGUUGGCUCAAACAGAUUUGUAUAUUUGCUUAGAGCUGAGAAAAAACAGUUUUCAUAAAAGUUGGCACCCAGUCAGUCUACUAGUGGACAAUUGUCAACAUUCUUUUAAGCUUACUUAAGAAAAAUUAAAUUAAUAAUCAAGAAGACUGAAGAUAGAAAUGCAUUAUCAUAAUCAAGAAGACUGAAGAUAGAAAUGCAUUUUCCUUCACAUAAUAAUUUAGCCAUGUGCGUCCAACAUCAUAUAUGAACUGUAUAUUUUUUAUCCAUCAAAAUUUUGCUUUGAAAUAUGAAGGACUUCCUUUACUUCUGACAUCAGAAAAAUAAUUUUAGAUCUAAAAAUUAUCUUUUUCUCCUUAUAAAAAAUGUGUGCAUCUCUUUUUUUAGAGAAACACUUAAUGUAUUGAAUCAGUUGAACUAGGUUAGUAUAGAAGAAGAAAAUAAGAGCCAACAUUUAUCCUCACAUUCUAUGUAAAAAAUUAUUUAAGAUUCCAUUAAUGUAAUAGUGGAAACAGUCAUGAAACAAGUUCUGAAUUUUCAAACUAUUUGAUAUUAAUAAAUAUGUAGCCUUAGCCGUCAUCUUAUUGGCUCCUUACUUUGGGCUAAUUUAUGAAGAAUGUAUCAAAGAGAACAAGUUCUGAGAUAUAUGCUGGUUAGUGUAUUAACUGUGGUGCUAACUACUUAUAUAUUUUACUAUCAAAACAUAAUAUCAAAAAUGUUUUUAAAACCAUGUCCUUAGUUACAGGAAACAAAAAGUAUAACUAUUGGUUUUUACAUAAACAGUUGCGUUAUGUUUAUCCUGGUUUAACCAUUUGUUUUUUGCUACAACAAAUACUAGACAUAAGCUGCUAGUAAAAGACAAAAAUUCAAUUGCAUUUCAAGAAACUGAGUCAGAAAAUCAUCAAUAACUUCAUUGGUUCAUUCUAUUUCGUAUAUAUAUUUUAAUCUUUUCAUCAUAUUUUCUGAACUGUUGAGGAUUUUGUUUUGUAAUAGUUUGUUUUUUUAUAUCAUGUCGUACACACUAACUAGAUCUGUUUGCAUCUACUCUGGAUUUUUGUUCUUGAUAGUUUAAACUAUGUGUGGGCAAGCAGAUAAAGUCUAUUUCCAUGAGGCUGUCACAUACCUGCCCCACUUCAGACACUGUGUUCCCAACUCUUAGGAAACUGUUAAAGAUCUUCUCCUUUUAAAAUGUCCCCAUUUAUUCCAUCCCAACAGAACCUAUUGCCUCAACAAUCCAGUUUAACCAACAUUGGUUAAGAAGUACAGGAUUCUACUUUUCUAUGGCACAUCCUUCAAAAGAACUUACAGUCCAGGAGCUUAAAAAAUUGGCUGAAAGAAAAAAGAACUUUAAGGCUCUUUUUGUAUGUGCUUUGAACUGUCAUCUUGAUGUCCUGGGGUUUGAAUCCUCUUUUCACCAUCCUCUGCUAUCCUGCUGGAGGUUUGGACUAGAAUCAUCAAAUCUGAAGGGGCGUCCAAAUAUUUAAAAUAAAAACAAUUCAAUCUACUCUUAAUCUAGAUCCAUCCAUCCAUAUUUCUUUGAUAAUAUUUCUCAAGCAAUCUUAAACAAUUCAACCUACUCUGGAUCUAGAUCCAUUGUCUGUCAUUAAAAAGGGUUAUGUUUCAUUGAGAAUGGUCUCAGGCAAUAUUAAACAAAAAACAUUUUGGGGCUGUCCAUCCAGCAUCAGCUUUGAAACAAUAAGUUUUACAUUCGCUGUUCUACAUCUUCAUCCCCCUACAGAUUUGAGACAUGACUAUUGGUUUGCCCAUCAGUUAUCUUUUUUCCCUGCCCAUUUUAACUCUUUGGCAACAUUUUUUAAACUGAAUUUAGUUUGUAUGUGGCAAGGGCAAUUUACAGCCAUCUUUCAACUUUUUAUUUUAGUUAAUUCACUCCCUUGUUCCAAUAGCAUUAGAAGAUCAUUAUUAUUGAAAUAAUUCAUUAUGUUGUGAAAAUUUUUUUUUUAUGAUUAAGUCUAUGCAAUAAGCAAAGAAUCAUGGCCUUUUUUUUUUUAUUUUACCUCAGACAUUGAAGAUAUUGUAUCUUGAUACAUAUGCUCAGCAGUAAACUAUGCACAUGGUUCUGUCUAAUUCAUUCCGUCCUCAGUUGGAAUAGUAUUAUUAUUACAUUAUACUAUUAUAUUAUAUUCUUGUUAAUAAAGAACAGGUACAAAGAUUUAGCCUGAUAUAUGUUUAGUGUAUAUGUAUAUUAUCCAAGAUGUGUCACUAGUGUGAAUAAGUAAAGUACCCUUUUCAGACCUAACAAUCUCUAGGGCAGAUGAUGUAAAGGUCAUCUGUUUCUGUGGCCUGUGGUUCAUGAGUGGUUCAUGAGUAUGUGUGCGUAUGAAAUUUGAGUUUCCUUUUCACUAGCAAGUGCUCCCACUCUUUUUUUUAAGUAUAGAAUCACACAGUCAGCAAUUUUGUUUUGUCAAAAUUGUUUAGGCCAGCAAAGUUAUACUUUAUUUAAAGGAUAUAGUAUUGUAGAAUCAAGUAUGUUUUAUUUUAAAUAUUCAUUCUUAUAGCUGAAAAUUAUCCGUCUGAAGUUAAAAUAACCCAAGUUGUCCUAAGUCAGGAUAACCAGCAAUUGAAGCACCAUUUUUUGUCAUUUAUUUAGGGUCAUUGGAAUCAUAAAACAAAACUCUAAGCAUGCUGGGUAAAAAUGAAAAGUUUAUUGUUCAAAUUGUAUUACUUUAGAUCUAUGUAUUUCUGUUGUGCUUAUGUCAAUAAACUCACUGUUUCUUGGCCAGCUUGAUGUCAAAAGGGCAUGGACCAACUUAUUAUUAUUAUAGUUAUUUUAAAAAAGGGAAUCAAUACCUUUGUAUAGUGGUGUACUUUAAAUAGAGCUGUCCUGUGAUAAGCCCAGUAUUUUAUACACAACUAUGUUGUACAACUGAAGCCAUUCCACAAAUUAACCAGACAGGUUGACAUGAUGUUGUGUUCUGGUCAUGUAACAGCACAGCAUCACAAAUGUUUUUGUCUAAUAAAAAAUCAAUAUAAUACAAUAUC